Molecule: messenger RNA, 567 nt
Organism: Dothidotthia symphoricarpi CBS 119687
Lineage: Eukaryota; Fungi; Ascomycota; Dothideomycetes; Pleosporales; Dothidotthiaceae
Exons: 3
Coding region: 1-567 (188 amino acids)
Biological process (GO): endosome organization; regulation of protein localization
Cellular component (GO): endosome; BLOC-1 complex
Source: RefSeq, a predicted model, not a curated record
AUGCCUGCUACAUACUAUACCUCCUAUCCCUCGACUUCAUAUCCCAUCAACGUGCCUCAAAAGCCGGGCUAUGCUCAGUACUACCCACCUCAACAUAGCUAUGGACGCGUAUCAGGGUCACCACCCGAGGCUCCCGAUAGCAUCACUACUUCUGGCGUUCCAUCUUACGAGCCAUCGGCGGCAUCAAGCAACUAUGCCGGCAGUGCAAGCGAGUACGAACCUACCAGCGGUGCUGCCAGCAUUGAUCUCCUAGAGUAUAUGGGUAAUCGCCUGAAUGGCUCGUUUGACCCGAUGCCACUGGAUCGCAGUUUGGUAAAGCAGGCACAAACAUCUGGUGAACUGAACGCCAAACACCGCGAACUUCUCGAGCUCCAGGCACUCGCCCAGCGACGAUUGGCAGGCGCACGAUCCAACUUUGCAGACGGCAUGAGAGCCGCAAAAGAAGUGCAGAAGGAUCUGCAAUGGACGCAGAAGCGAGUAGACGCACUGAACGAGCGAGCAGCAGCCAAAUACCCCGAGCAAUACGAGUCCGCUCAACGUCGGUACCCAGCUCCAGUGGACUGCUAA